This is a messenger RNA of Dentiscutata erythropus, 324 nucleotides long. NCBI's taxonomy places the organism in Eukaryota, Fungi, Glomeromycota, Glomeromycetes, Diversisporales, Gigasporaceae. The record is from the annotation of a GenBank genome assembly.
AUGCAAUCAACAGAUUUUGAUUACGCUCAGUUGGAUUAUGAGAAGGCAUUCUUAUUUAACGAAGAUGAAUCUAUUAUUACGCAUGCUAUUAAUGCAGCAUUUAAAAUUAACGUCAGCAAAAUUAGAUUAGAAAGUUUUAAAAAUAGUUUAACAAAAGAGAUGAUAUCAGAAUGUAAUCAUGACCAUAGUAAGACAUGUAGCAGAGACCUUAUAUUUGAUGCAAAUUUCUUUGCCGAUACAUGCGGGUCUUCUACUUCAUUUGGCCUUUCCAUGAAUAUUCUAGUCAAAAGUAUGACCAACACACAAUAUCAACUAAGCAUGUAA